AUGAUGGAAACUAAUUAUCAUCACAAUCAAUGUGGUGUACAAAAAGACGUAGGAAAUAAACGGUCUUUGACUUAUAAUUUAUGCAAUCAGCAGAUCAAUUUACAAGAAACUUCCAACAUCGAAUCAGGUGAUGAUGAUGGUAUUGGCGUACAACGAGAAUACAUUAUGAAUGAAUUGGCAAACGAUGAAGGAUUGCUAAAUGAUUUCUUACAAUUUCGUCAACAACAAGCACAAUAUCGAAUUCAAAAAACAGGACACAAUUUAAAUCCGUACUACGAAAAUGCUUCGUCAAAUAAACAAGUAACUCACAAACAAUUAAAUCAAUCUAAAAAGUUGCAAUCAAUAAUACAAGUACAACCAGAUGUUUCAACGC
Rotaria sp. Silwood2 is the source of this 373-nucleotide messenger RNA. The record is from the annotation of a GenBank genome assembly. Lineage: Eukaryota; Metazoa; Rotifera; Eurotatoria; Philodinida; Philodinidae.